Molecule: messenger RNA, 240 nt
Organism: Yamadazyma jaroonii
Lineage: Eukaryota; Fungi; Ascomycota; Pichiomycetes; Serinales; Debaryomycetaceae
Source: the annotation of a GenBank genome assembly
AUGUCUGAAGAUAAAGUGAAAACAGGCCCAUCAGUCUUCCUUUCAGAGAUCUUGGGUCAACAAGUCAAAGUGAAAUUGAACAAUGGUGUCACCUACUUAGGUAAUUUGAAUUCUAUUGAUGGUUAUAUGAAUAUUGUAAUGGAUUCUACAUCUGAACAUGUAAACGGAGAAGAUUUCGUGAAAACCUAUGGUGAUGUGUUCAUCAGAGGUAAUAAUGUUUUAUAUAUAAGUCAAGUGUAA